This is a messenger RNA of Mastomys coucha (southern multimammate mouse), 564 nucleotides long. Its product is annotated as paired immunoglobulin-like type 2 receptor beta-2. Lineage: Eukaryota; Metazoa; Chordata; Mammalia; Rodentia; Muridae. The transcript has 2 exons. Gene Ontology annotation, molecular function: MHC class I protein binding. The record is from RefSeq and is a predicted model, not a curated record.
AUGUUAUCUUCAUCCUUCCCAGUGAACUCUGCAGGAUCCAACAGAGAAAAUGACUUUGGCAUCAACCAACAAGCUCUCCCCUUCUCCUUUUACUUCAACUGUGAGUUGGCUAAGGAUUCACAGAAGAGCAUAGCCUGGAGAUGGAAGCGGCUCCAUGAGGAAUAUAUCUACAAAUCCACCCUGUCAUUCAUACAUGAGCACUUCAAGGAAUGACUACACCUGAACUGAACACAGGGUUGGACAUCUGAAGUCUUAAGAAUACAUAAUUUGAAGGAGAAUUACCAGGCCACAUACUUCUGGAAUAUCUGGCUGAGCACAAUAGAAGGCAUGAAGUUUUGGCAUUCAAUUCCUGGGACCCAACUCACCAUUGUCCUUAAACACAGCACCACCAUGAGGAGCCCCUCCAUCAUCACAUCUGUACUCACCACAGUUAGUCUGGAGGACACAUGGUGCCAGAUGAAUCCUUCACUGCUCAACGUGGGAGCCAUGAUCACAUUGAUUAUGGACAAAUUUGUGGUUAUAAUCUUCAUCUAUAGAUUCAUGACCUUCCUGUGUUGGAAAUAA